CCUCAACAUCUUCUAUAAAACAUCUUCAACUCUGGUACAAUUCCCUGUGUGUCAUAGCAAAGUGGUUAAUUUAUCAAGUUGUACAAUUCUGUCUUCCAACAUGCUGCCUCUUGUGCGUCCCGUAUCCGCCACGAGCGCCACCAUCGACAAAGGAUCAGCCGCGCCUUAUCGGCGAUUUAAGGAGCGAUACUACUUGAGCGAACUGGUGCAAGAUAUUAAACAACAUCUGGGCCACUCUGGGGGCAUUUCAUCCGAAGAUGUUGACUCGAACUAUCUGCGGUCUUUGCUGGAGAAGUACAUCUCCGAUCCGAGUGACUGGAUCCAGUAUUUCCACAACGACCGCAGCAAAAACUAUACACGCAACGCAAUUGAGAAUAUAAACCACAAGGCAAAUAUUCUUCUUCUAGUGUGGAACCCUGGAAAAGGAUCACCAAUUCACGACCACGCAAACGCACAUUGCAUUAUGAAGGUUCUCGCUGGAGAGCUACAUGAGACCGUGUACACAUCACCCGAUAAAAAACCUGGCAAAUCCAAGCCUCUGGAGAUUAAAUCCUCAACUACUUUUGGCAUGAAUGAGGUGACAUAUAUUUCUGAUGAUAUCGGGCUACAUCGGGUUCACAACCCAAGCAGCGACCAGGUGGCUGUUUCGCUACACUUGUAUACACCUCCAAAUGCAGCUGACUAUGGCUAUCACAUUUUUGAUGAAGCGACGGGGUCUGCAAGCCACGUACCGCAGGCUCGCUCAUAUUUGAAGCCACAGGAGAAUUAGCCGCGAUGAUGGUUGCAGCAUAGAGCAUUUCGGGUUUUAUAUUUUUCUUGGGCUCAAGCUCUUGCGAGCAGGGGCGUUCGCGAGGAAGGUUUUAGCAUAGUUUUGUGUUUUCAUCGCCACGAUAUCCCCAUCUGCGUGUCCCAGCUUCGGAUGUGUUUUUCUUUUGAAUGUAAAAGAUGUUCCACAGAUUGUAUUCACUUUUUUCAAACAUCUAGACAGUUUUCACCUUAGAAGUUUAAUAAAUCCUCUCC
Penicillium brasilianum is the source of this 1020-nucleotide messenger RNA. The record is from the annotation of a GenBank genome assembly. NCBI's taxonomy places the organism in Eukaryota, Fungi, Ascomycota, Eurotiomycetes, Eurotiales, Aspergillaceae.